UCUGGGUAUACAUAUACCUGCUGCUAUAUAAACUGGGUUCAACAGGUUCCAGGGAGAGGACUGACAUGGAUUGGGAGAGUUCACCCUACUAAUAAUGGGGUUACAGAUUAUUCCUCUUCAUACAAGGGAAGAUUUACAAUAACAACUGAUGCAUCUUCAACUACAUCAUAUCUACAAAUAAACAAUCUGAAAGUGGAAGACACGGCCACAUAUUACUGUGCUAGAGACACAGCGAUCCAAGGAUGA
Messenger RNA from Staurois parvus, 246 nucleotides. NCBI's taxonomy places the organism in Eukaryota, Metazoa, Chordata, Amphibia, Anura, Ranidae. The record is from the annotation of a GenBank genome assembly.